ACGUCUCGUCUGACGGAGCCAUUCGUUUGUAUACUAUCCCCACGUCGCGAUGGAAUUAUUUUCGUUCUUAUUUUCGUCGCCCUUUGGAUUGUUACUGACCACUCUGAUUAUCAUCGGUGUUUUUAAAUUUGUCGCAUUGGUGCAUCAUGGAUACUUUUACUGGAGAGGUAAAGGUGUUCCUUAUCUGCCUGAUUCAUUAUGGUCUCUUAUAAUGGGUUGGAAAUUACUUCUGCGCCGUUUAAGUAUUGUCGACCAUAGUCUUUUUUUAUACAAUUACUUCCCGGACGCUAAGUAUCUUGGAAUGAUGGAAUUUGCUACACCUGCCGUGCUUCUGCGCGAUCCUGAACUGAUUAAAGAUGUGUUGGUGAAGGACUUUGAAAUGUUCCACGAUCAUCGCAGCUUCGUGGACGAAAGUCUGGACCCGCUAUUCAGUAAGAACAUCUUCUCCUUACGCGGAGAUCGUUGGAGGGAAAUGAGAAACACGUUAAGUCCCUCUUUCACUGCUAGCAAGAUGAAGAGUAUGUUCGAUUUAGUAUCAAAAUGUUCUCGUGAAUUCGUCAAUUACCUGGUCGAUCAUCCGGAACUCUAUAAUGCGAUUGAGACGAAGCAGAUCUUCAGACGGUACACUACUGAUGUAAUCGCCACAACGGCUUUUGGCAUAAGCGUAAAUUCUAUGAAAAAUCAAGAUAACGAGUUCUAUAUGAGGGGAAUAGAGACCAGCAAGGCUUUUACCGGAUUCUUAACUAUGUUCAAGUUCAUGUUUAUGCGUAUAUUUCCGCGUUUUGCCAAGUUGCUCGGUAUGACGGUAUUCAGCUCAACGUCUACGGCCGAGUUUUUCAAGAGGAUUGUUGGAGAGACUAUAAAAAUUCGAGAUGAGCAAGGUAUCGUCAGGCCGGAUAUGAUUCACUUAUUAAUGCAGGCUCGGGAUAAGAACGGUCCUAGCGUCCAUAAAAUGACAUUAGAUGACAUCGUUUCGCAAGUCUUCAUCUUUUUCUUAGCCGGUUUUGAAACAUCCUCGACACUGAUGUGUUUUGUCGCUCACGAGCUGGCGGUUAAUCGAAACAUUCAAGAUCGCGUGCGCGAGGAAGUGCAGCAGCAUCUUGCCGAAAAUAAUGAGGUUUCGUACGAAUCGCUAUCGAAGAUGACUUAUAUGGACAUGGUGAUUAACGAGACGCUCCGAAAAUAUCCACCAUCGGCUGUUACCGAUAGACUUUGCACUACGAAUUACGAGCUGCCUCCGGCGCAGCCGGGUUGCAAGAGCGUAAUCGUCGAAUCUGGUAGUGUAAUGGUAAUAUCCAUUUAUGGUUUACAUCGUGAUCCCAAAUACUUUCCGAAUCCGGACAAGUUUGAUCCCGAAAGAUUCAGCGAAGAAAACAAAGACAAUAUUGUUCCGUAUACUUACUUACCUUUUGGACAUGGGCCUAGAAAAUGUAUUGGUAAUCGAUUUGCUCUCAUGGAGACCAAGAUUCUGAUAGCUACAAAGAAACGAUACCGAGAAAGGCGUUUCCUCUUCUCCCCUCUUCGUUUCUAUCACGAUAAGAUUCGCGCUUAUAACCGUCCGUAUGUUUUACGUCUCGUACGACGGAGCCAUUUGUUUGUACGCUGUCGUCACGUCGCGAUGGAAUUAUUUUCGUUCUUAUUUUCGUCGCCCUUCGGGUUGUUACUGACCACUCUGAUUAUCAUUGGCAUCUUGAAAUUUGUUGCAUUGAUAUAUCAUGCAUACUUUUACUGGAGAGGUAAAGGUGUUCCUUAUCUGCCCGAUUCAUUACGGUCUUUCGUAAUGGGUUGGAAAGUAUUUCUGCGCCGUCUGAGUAUCGUCGACCAUGGUUCUUUUUUGUACAAUUACUUCCCAGACGCUAAGUAUUGUGGAAUGAUGGAAUUUGCCACACCUGCCGUGCUUCUGCGCGAUCCUGAACUGAUCAAGGAUAUGUUGGUGAAGGAUUUUGAAAUUUUCCACGAUCAUCGCAGCUUCGUGGACGACAGUCUGGAGCCGCUAUUCAGUAAGAAUAUCUUCUCUUUACGCGGAGAUCGUUGGAGGGAAAUGAGAAACACGUUGAGUCCCUCUUUCACCGCUAGCAAAAUGAAGAUUAUGUUUGAUUUAGUAUCAAAAUGUUCUCGUGAAUUCGUCAAUUACCUGGUCGAUCAUCCGGAACUCUAUAAUGCGAUUGAGACGAAGCAGAUCUUCAGACGGUACACUACUGAUGUAAUCGCCACAACGGCUUUUGGCAUAAGCGUAAAUUCUAUGAAAGAUCAAGAUAACGAGUUCUAUAUGAGGGGAAUAGAGACCAGCAAGGCUUUCACCGGAUUCUUAACUAUGUUCAAGUUCAUGUUUAUGCGUAUAUUUCCGCGUUUUGCCAAGUUGCUCGGUAUGACGGUAUUCAGCUCAACGUCUACGGCCGAGUUUUUCAAGAGGAUUGUUGGAGAGACUAUAAAAAUUCGAGAUGAGCAAGGUAUCGUCAGGCCGGAUAUGAUUCACUUAUUAAUGCAGGCUCGGGAUAAGAACGGUCCCAGCGUUCAUAAAAUGACAUUAGAUGACAUCGUUUCGCAAGCUUUCAUCUUUUUCUUAGCCGGUUUUGAAACAUCCUCGACGUUGAUGUGUUUUGUCGCUCACGAGUUGGCGGUUAAUCAAGACAUUCAAGAUCGCUUGCACAAGGAGGUGCAGCAGCAUGUCACCGAAAAUAACGAGAUCUCUUACGAAUCGCUGUCGAAGAUGACUUAUAUGGAUAUGGUGAUUAACGAGACACUCCGAAAGUAUCCACCAGCGAUUUUUACCGAUAGACUUUGCAAUAAGAAUUACGAGCUGCCUCCGUCGCAGCCGGGUUGCAAGAGCGUAAUCGUUGAAUCUGGUAGCGUAAUGAUGAUAUCUGUUUAUGGUUUACAUCGUGAUUCCAAAUACUUUCCGAAUCCGGACAAGUUUGAUCCCGAAAGAUUCAGCGAAGAAAACAAAGAUAACAUUUUUCCGUAUACUUACUUACCUUUUGGUCACGGGCCUAGAAAAUGUAUUGGCAAUCGAUUUGCUUUCAUGGAGACCAAGAUUCUGAUAGCUCAUCUUUUACAAAAAUUUAUCCUGAAGAGAACGGAAAAAACUGUCGAGCCUGUUAUAUACGAUAAGAAGGAUUUCAACCUGACACCUGAAGGCGGAUUCUGGAUCAGUUUGGAGAAAAGAGAAACUUUCUGAAAAAGUUUGGAGUCUAGGAUCUAUCUACGAUUCAUCAUCAUUGUGCCAUUUGAAUAUUAUAUAAAUUUAAUAUUAUAUAUUUUAUUGUUCUAUCUUUAUUGCGUUAUUAAAUUAUUGCUGGUAUAGAAUGAUAAAGUGGAAUAUUAUGAUGAGCACUGUGUGUCGUGACCUUGUAAGCCUUCGACUCUACUUAUUCAUAUUGAUGGUUUUUAACGACUUACGUAACUCGUAUUUGUAUCAAGCAAAUAGCAUGGUAGAGACGUUCUAGUAGAGAUGUUCAUUCUUUAUAUAAGAAGACAUCUUUUAUCACUGCACAAAUAUAUUUUGUAUUUUAUUAGUUUCAAGAAAUUUUUUUGGUUUUUCUUUUCUUAUAUAAAUUCAGAUCAUGUCUUUUGUAAUUUGUAAAAUUAAACAUUUUAUUUGACAUUUUCUGAAAUUGAUAUGACUAAUAUAGUUAAUAGCUUUCGGGAUGUCUUUAGAAACAUUGUAAAAAAUGUACUUUUUUAGAUGAUAUUUUUUAUAAUCAAAAUUUCUAAAGUGCAAUAAAAUCGAAAAAUCACUAUUUUUACGAAAU
This is a messenger RNA of Formica exsecta, 3752 nucleotides long. RefSeq lists its product as uncharacterized. The coding region runs from base 50 to 3178 and encodes 1042 amino acids. The transcript is spliced from 3 exons. The record is from RefSeq and is a predicted model, not a curated record. Lineage: Eukaryota; Metazoa; Arthropoda; Insecta; Hymenoptera; Formicidae. Gene Ontology annotation, molecular function: iron ion binding; monooxygenase activity; oxidoreductase activity, acting on paired donors, with incorporation or reduction of molecular oxygen.